Molecule: messenger RNA, 1530 nt
Organism: Pseudocercospora fijiensis CIRAD86
Lineage: Eukaryota; Fungi; Ascomycota; Dothideomycetes; Mycosphaerellales; Mycosphaerellaceae
Exons: 2
Coding region: 1-1530 (509 amino acids)
Biological process (GO): intra-Golgi vesicle-mediated transport
Cellular component (GO): TRAPPII protein complex; trans-Golgi network
Source: RefSeq, a predicted model, not a curated record
AUGGAUAUCAAAGCACGAUUCGAAGUCUUGUCCAGAUCUGCAUAUCUGGACGUCCUUCUGCCAAAAGCGCCACAAUUCGAUGCCGCCGCAUUGAUACGAGCUGGCGCCGCAGAUGAACUAGCAAGAGCACCGGCAAGGCGUAACCUGUUCUUUGAUCUGGAGCUGGUAAUCGCAGCACACGCAACUGAUGCCGUUCCCCAAGGCAGCGGAAAUACGGCAUCGGCGUCUGGCAAGCAUGAUCUAAACUCUGGCACCAUCUCGGCCAGCGAGUUCACAGACAUCGUGGCUCUGGAAGACCAAACAUACGUGAUCUGGAAAUCGAAAUUGCACCUGCCACCUCCAAGAACCCGACUACAGAGACCUGCCAUCUAUUUCACAGCGAAUCUGGCAAUUGGUAGCUCUCGCCAGAAACCCCCGCCGGGGCCUACAGAUCCAUAUCUGCCCAGCUGUGAGCCUUUACCAUCGAACGUGCUCGAACCUCUGCGAUUCGACCCUGCGCUGCGCGGCUCCGAUGUGUUCCUUUCAGAAGCUCGCAUCACGAAAGUGGCGCCCAAAGCACCAAGUCUAGCAGACAUCGUUAGACCCAUCAGAGGAGCAACGAAACGAGCAUUUCCGGCGGUCCCUGCCAUCUUCACGCGAAUCAGAUAUUCCACAUUGCCAGAUGCAAUUGUUGCCAGCCUGCAUCUCGAAGCCUCGCAGCUCAUAGCUGGUACAGUCCGCAUCACCAAGACUGAGCUGGAAAUUCCUCAUGCGAAAGUGGAGGACUUGACAAACAUUUCGCUCCCGCUCGAGACUCGCGGCGGAGAUGAGACUAUAUUUCUCUUCAAACUGCUAUCCCUCGACACCAAGUCUUCAACAGCCGAGGAUCAUUCUCCAGUAUCGAUCUCAAUCAGAGCAUCCGCCUCCCUCGACCAAGGCUCCGAAAUCUCCUUUGAAAUAGACUGGCAAGCCCACGUUGACCUCUCCCAUACAUGGCAGAAGCCCUCGUAUCGCUGGAGCAAACCUUUGAACGCAUCGUCACACCACAAAUCAGUCUCAGUGCAAUCACUACCUAAAUCCUCUCUCGACGCCGGAAGCAGAACGAGUAACGAAGGCACAAGCGAGGGCGUCAUCUUUAAUUUCACCGGCCCGCCAGUCGUUCCUACGUCAACAGAGUUCAAGCUCAACGUCCAUUGCAAUAAUCGCUCCAACCGUCCUCGGCGCUUCGGACUUGUGAUGAUCCAGCCGAAGAAGUCGAGAGCGGUCAUGAGCUCAAUCACGCACACUUCAGCAGAGACUGACAUGAUCGCUAACAUCUUCAGAGCGCCGCCACUGGAGAAGAGCAAGCUUCCAGAUGUCUUGGACCUCAACCCGGAUGUCAGGAUUGGCCCUCUGCCGCCUGGGGCAUGCUUCGAAACGCACAUGACAUUCAAAGCUUUGAAGUCUGGGGUUUUAGAUUUGGGCACAUUGAGAAUCGUAGAUCUAGAUAGCAGGCAGACAGUAGAUGUAUGGGAGCUGCCGGACGUAAUUGCGAUGGCGAUAGAGUCAUAA